GGUCUUUCCAGCCUCCUCAACGAAAACACGUGUGUGAUGCGAUUUUUUUUUCCCCUUUAGACACAAAGGUAUUUAGAUAUGGCUGCUAUUUACUCUGGCAUCCAUCUGAAACUGAAAAACCCUCGCACACCCUGGACAGACAAAUUGAAACUUGUUCGAUUUGCAUGGGUAUCAACACAGUGCCUUCUUCCUAAUAAAGAGCAGGUUCUUUUUGACUGGACAAGUCAUGCUCUCACUUGUUUUUACAAUAAGAAAGUGGAGGUGCCCUUGGAGGUGGUGGAGGGUUUAUGGACCUACCUUGAUGAUAUUCUUCACAGCAGGAAGCUUCAUAAUUUGCAGAGUGAGGGGAAAACCAUCAGCCUUCGUCUCACAGUAGCACAGAUGAUCAAUGAGAGGAUUUUGGAAUGUACUACAGGGCUGACCUCUGUGAGUCUUCACACUGUUCUGAGUUGUUGUCAUGGCAUCUUGACCUCUCCAGUCCUCUCUGUGACCUACACUGCUAACUAUGCAUUGCUGGUGGAGCUCAUAGCUCGACUCUCUGGCUUGGCCAGCAAUCAGCUCAGGAAACAAAUAUCUGAUGAGCCUCUCUCACUCAAAGUCUUUGAGGUCCUCCUCCUUGUUCUCAGCACCUACCUUCCUGUUCAGAAACAGCAGGCCAACUCCAACCGAGUGUUUUCCCAAGUAACUGCAAACAUUCUUCAGCCUCUUUUCCUGCUCAGACACUUACUUAACACAAGGGUAUGGACUGAGAAGGACGACAUUAAGAUUCGACAGAAUCUGAGCAAGGAAAUCCGAAGCAAAGUAGAUACUAUUCUUCAGUCAGCUCUCUUCAUCCCUGAUCAUUUACAGUCUUACAAGGAAGAAGUUUUGCCUUCAGAGAAUGAAGCCAGUGCCAAAAAGAGUCAAGCAGGCAAGGGCUUGCUAGGCCCUGUCAAUAUGAUUCUAUCAAAACUUUGUGUCCAAGGAGAUAACGAUGAGGAGGAGGCUGCAUUAUUUUAUGCUGUUAAAACAAACUCUCUCUCUCUGCUCUUUAAAUUUGCCCUCGAUUCAUUUUACAAUGGGGGAGAAAACAAGCAAGUGUGCUUCCAUCUCAUGACUAAGCUCAUUAUCGCUUUAGGCUUCACAGAUGAGCUUGAUAUCAAGGAGACUUUCAGUGCAUCGAACUGGGGUCUCGCUUUGCUCACUUUGGAGAACCUCCUGAACUCCUGUUUGGCUGGCAAUAUCUACAAUGUAGCUACAGACAGAAUACAACAUGGAGAAGUGCAGUUCAAGUUUUACCGGAAACUGGCUCAGCUUUUAUUUAACAAUACGCAGAUGGCCAUCCCAGCCUGGUACCGCUGUCUCAGAUCUCUUCUCAUGCUGAAUCACCAUAUCCUGGAGCCAGAUUUAGAUGAGCUUAUUUCAACUGGGUGGGUUGAUUCAGACAACAUGGAACAACGGGUUAGAAAGGCCAGAGAAGCACUUGUGUCUGCUGUUUUGCAAACUUAUGCAAAACUUAGACAGAUGCCCAAACUUAUUGAAGAGCUGCUCGACGUAGUCUGUCGGCCAGCAGCGGAUGAUCUGAGGCCACCCCUGUUGCCUGAGACUAUACAGAAGACCCUGAGUCAGAGUCUGCUAGACAAUCCUCCUGGCCAAAAUCUUGAAAUCUGCUGGCUCAUUUUAAAAAGGAUGCAGAGCUAUCUGCUCCCCCACAUGCAGGAACAAACAGAGGAUUUGGCACUGAAAAUGUUUUCUGUGAGUUCGCUCCUCUAUGCUGUACUGUUCAGUUUUAAGACCCUGGACAACAGCACCAUGAUGCCAAUUGUGAAGCAGACUCAGAAUCUGAUGGAGGAGAUGCUGAAGAUUGUUGAAGACUUGUUGAGGCACUUUGAGGAGAACUUGGUCACAGAAUGUCCAUGGAGGCAAAAGAUCCUAGAGGUGACCCUUCUCCUUACAUACAUUUGGGUUGAGGUGGAUACGCUUUUUCAGAUUCACUGUAUUAAGUACACAUCCCUUGCUGCCUCAGAGAGUGGUGUCACGAUUAGUUUAGUGGAGAGAGCCUUGACACUAGAGAACAUGGACUGCCAGGUCAUUAGUCCAGUUGGUAAACUUCUACAGAAACUGCUCUCUCUACACAAACUGAAGAAACUCUUGCUCAAAUCAUCUACUGUAUCAUCAGAUGAAAAUAUAACAGAUGUUCUUCAGAAAACAGCCCAGUUCAUCAUCGACAGACAAGAACAUUCAGUAAUGCUCAACGUUGACCAGAUUUGGGAUCUCCAGCUUUGUAGUGUCAACACUGACACAUUUAUGGCAGCUCACUGGUUUCUUAUAAUAUCCAACCUUCCAUUAAUUGUCCCUCAUCUCAAGCAGAACAACAUAUCUGAUUUAGCAGACUUCAUGUUGAAGUCUUUGCUUCAGAGCUUGCAUGGUUCUGGAAACAAUUUGGAGAAUGAUGGAAUCUCUGUCUGCUCAAUAUCCAGAGAACUACUUGAGGGUCCAAUUCUUUGCGAGCUCCCUGAAUUGUUCUCAGCAGUGGUAAAGUGUAUCAUCAAGGCAUUUUUUGGACUGCUCGACGCUUCACAUGUGGAGUUAAUCAGUCCUUCAUUUUUUAAAUCAUCUGCAGAAGUAAGCAUUGGAGUUGAAGGUGAAGUGUCUAUGACAUCGUCUCUGAAGAGAUUGAAGGCCAUUGGACAAGAGAUUUUAGACUCUGUCAAAACGGGUUCUUCCAUACCUUUAUCUGAAACACAGGUAGAUGGUUUACUGCAGUUACUCACAGUCACAAGAAUGCUGAAUAGAUGCACAAUGUUCUCUGAAGAUUAUUCAGAGCUUUUUCUAAGCUUGUACACAAUGACUGUUUUUGUGAAGUGUGAUGAAAGCAUGGAGCCCUUGUUAGCUAUUAGAUUCCUGAGGGAGCUUUUUAAGGCCAUGGCUUCACUCCUGGUGGUUACAAAUUCUCAAACAAUCUUGAAAGCUGUGCAUGGAAGUAAUCUGCUAGAGGUAGCUGUGACAUCCCUCUUCUCUCGUAGCUCUAAGGGCCUCUUUAAGAUUGUCUCUGACUCAACCUGGUUAUCUUUUGUGGACUCCAUUAAAGACUUUAUCCAGUGCCUAAUACAGCUCAUAAUUGAAAGGAGGAGCAGUGCUUGCCUCAAUCUGGAGAAGUUUACCUCUUUCAUGGUUGAGAGUAAUAUUGCUGUGAGAGGUCUGUCUUUAAACGCAGUGGGGCAAUCUAAGUGGGAUCUCUGCUCAUUACAACUCCAUCUGGUAACUUUGAGCACACUUUGCAAUGAAAUGAUCGCAACCCUGGGGAAGAACAAACAGUUGGAUGGAUCUCUGACUUGUUUGUUAGAAAAGGCCACUUCUGUGAUGGAGCCAGACAUUCAGGCUGUGCUUAUGGGCAAAGAAAGUGGUCUUCUCAGGCAGUCAUUCUCUGUUGAAAUGGUGACCGUCAUGAUCAGGAGUGAGCUAGCAAGAGCCUCCCACCUGUUUCAGAGUGGUUCUGAGGACCACAGGCAGGAGAGAAUAUCCCGCAUGUCAUUCUACCGGAGCUUUUGCCAGCAGAUCUUAAAGGAACUGUAUCCAUCACCUCGGCCUAUGGACUUCCUUAUUUCCUCAAUUCGCUAUCUCUCUGCAUUCUAUACGGCUGCUGAAAGGACCAAAGCAGCUGACUUGGGAGAACUGAAUGUUGAGAUUUUGCAGAGUGUCCAUGCACUGCUGUCAGGUACUUGGAUGUCUUUGUCAGAGGUAAAGGAGCUUGAAGAGCCAGUAAAGGAGCUUUUUAAUCAGCUGGUGGCCAACUGUUCUCAAGAGCAGUUCCAUUUGUUACUGCUGAUACUCAGAGAGGGGCUUGUGGCAUCAAAGGUUGAAGGAGGCCUCCACAAUGAGGUUUUGUCAGCUGUGACUCUAACAAAGCUGCUUGCCUGCUGUCAGUUUCCAGAGCAUUGCUCAAAAGCAUUUUGGCGCAUCAUUCCGCAAAUCAUAUCUACUCUCAUUUUUCUGAUAAAGGAGUCCAGCAAGCUGCGUUCCCUGACCCGUGUUCUGACUGUGCCAACCCUCGAGGCUCUGACUGUCCUGCUCCGGAAGGGUGAAGCACACCUCUCUAAUCCACACCAUGUCAUUAUGGUGCUUGGUGCUCUGCAGUUUGUGCCUCUUGACAGUCAUUCUCUGGAGGACUACCAUGCUGCUUUUGAGGCUAUUCAUGAAGCUCUGUUUGCAGUUAUCUUUUGCUAUCCUCAGGUGAUGCUGAAGGCUUCCCCCACCUUCCUGAAUUGCUUUUAUCGUUUGGUUUCAUCAGUCAUGCAUGAAGGCAGACAGAGGGUUGAGUCUGACAGAGUCUCUGAGAAAGACAGAGAGAGUCUUCUGAAGUGUGCCAGACUGGUGGAGAGGAUGUACACUCAUAUUGCCGGUGCAGCUGAAAAUUUCACAGUCCUGUCCUCGUUCAUGGUUGCACAAUAUGUCAGUGAACUACAGAGGGUGACGCUUCAGCCAGAAAUCAAAGCACAUCUAACAGAGGGCAUUUACUGUAUCCUGGACUGCUGUGUUGAACAAGAUAUUACAUUUCUGAACACCACCCUUCAAAUGGGUGUCAAGGAAGUGUUUAAUGAACUGUACAAUAGUUUCACACACUAUCAUAAAUCUCAAAGACAAGGGGAAGAAAAGUACACCAUCUGACAAUUUCAUCCUCAAACUGUCUGAAUCAAGUGACUAAAUCUGUAUUAAGUAUUUUUAUGUACUAUGUAAAAAGUCUGUCAAUUCCUAAAUAAACAACAACAAUUCAGUAGUCUAUAAUUUUAUAGUCAAGGUUAUUCCUAGAAACAUUUGAAAACAAAAAUGUAAUGGAGUGUUUUUUGCUAAAUGUGGGGGGACAAACUAUAUAACAUUGUCUCACUCUUUUGUACUUGACCAAUUAAAUACACUAAUCAAUA
Messenger RNA from Xyrauchen texanus (razorback sucker), 4901 nucleotides. Its product is annotated as unhealthy ribosome biogenesis protein 2 homolog. Gene Ontology annotation, cellular component: nucleolus. Gene Ontology annotation, biological process: ribosome biogenesis. Lineage: Eukaryota; Metazoa; Chordata; Actinopteri; Cypriniformes; Catostomidae. The transcript has 10 exons. Bases 79 to 4647 code for a protein of 1522 amino acids. The record is from RefSeq and is a predicted model, not a curated record.